Molecule: messenger RNA, 1401 nt
Organism: Williopsis jadinii
Lineage: Eukaryota; Fungi; Ascomycota; Saccharomycetes; Phaffomycetales; Wickerhamomycetaceae
Gene: JIP5
Product: Jip5p
Exons: 1
Coding region: 1-1401 (466 amino acids)
Biological process (GO): positive regulation of transcription by RNA polymerase I; rRNA processing
Cellular component (GO): nucleolus
Molecular function (GO): protein binding
Source: RefSeq, a predicted model, not a curated record
AUGGGUAGAAAGGCGAAGAAGUCACAAGUCAGCGAAGCGUUGGAGAGUGGUGUUCUUCCACUCCUCGAACUGAAGUUCGAGGCGCCAUUGUUCGCAUUUGCAGCCCAUCCUACAAGACCUAUAUUGGCCUUGGGAUUGGCAAAUGGAUACAUGUUCAUGAUUGAGUAUGAUACUUCCAAAUUGGCGUUGACGAUGCAAGAUUUGAAAAGAACAUACAAGAAGUCGAAGGCUGUGGAGUCCAAAACCAAGCUGAAGCAAUGGCGAGUGGAAACCUUGGCCAAGGAUAGCGAAUUGGCGGAUGGCUUGAGAAUCAUUUGGAAGACCAAGAGACAUAAAGGAAGCGUUAGAUCUAUAUGCUUUAACAGCGACGGCGAGGAAAUCUACUCAAUUGGAUCCGAUCACGUGUUGAAAAAGGCCCAUACCACAAAUGGUAAAGUCAUUAAGAAGACCACCGUGGAGAAUUGCUCGCCAAUGAAGCUCUACAAGUCCGAAACACACCCGUUCUUGAUCAUUGGCGACGAAGAAGGCAAUGUCCAUGUCAUUGAUUCUGAAAGCCUAAAGCUGAAGAACGUUGUCCAGAAAGUUCACGAAGAUGCCAUAAACGCUAUAGUUCCUAUGAAGAAGAAAUCUGUGUAUCAGUUUGUCUCUGUCGGCUCCACCACCGUGUCGCUUUGGGAUACCAGAAAAACUGCUUCAAACAUAACGUCUGAGAACCAAGAGGAUGAGAUCUUGAGUGCCUGUUUCGUCAACCCGGAAGAUGGGGAAACGCUGGUGUGUGGUAUGGGCGAGGGGAUCGUCACGGUGUGGAAGUACUCCAAGAAUGAGUUUACCGAUCAAAUCUCAAGAGUCAAGGUUUGCAAGGAUGAGAGUAUUGACUGUAUCAUCAGCACUUUGCAAGACGAUGGCUGCUGCUGGUGUGGCUGCUCCAGCGGUGAUGUCUUCAAGGUAGACGUUAAGCGUGGCAAGCUAGUUGAGAGCAGAGUGCACAGCUCCAUCGACGAGGUGGGCUUCUUAGACCUAGACUAUGAGUACAGGCUGAUCAGUGGAGGCAUGGAUAAAUUGAAACUAUGGAACGACAGCGACGACGCAUCCGACACAUCGCACGGAUCUGCAAGUGAUUCCCUUGCCGAGCAAGCAUCUGACAGUGAUGAUGACAGCGAAGAUGACAGCGAAGACGACAGCGAUGACUCCUCAGCUGAACAUCCGGCACAGGCCGUAACUACAGAAUCAGCAACCACAACGCACGCUGUCCACACCGAGCACGCAUCAUCCGACAACUCCUCCAGCGAGCCGGAAGUCGAACAGGCAACGCCAAAGAAGAAGAAACAGAAGCUCACCACAAAGCAAGUGCGUAAUCUACAGAAACACGAGCAUGGCAUCAGAAGAUUCGACGAUCUAUAA